AUGGACACGACCCAGGAUGAAAACCACCUCGAGCAGAAAAUCGCCCUUCUUCUCCACAGCAUCGAGCAUGGUAACUUCCAUCCUGGCCUCUUCUCUUCACCUACUUCUGUGUCUGCAUCUGGUCUUAAUACCUCUAGUGUGGUGCCUGUCGAACCAAAACCAGUCCCCAAUGAAAGAUGGCUAGCCCUAACCCCAAUCCUGAGGGAUGUCUUUCUCGCCAAAGCGAGAUUGCUACUCAUGUCUGUGGGCUACGGGCUGCAGAUGGGGCGGUAUGAGAAGCUGGCUGUGUCGGUUUAUGGGGAUGUCUCUGGGGUGGUUUCUGUUACUACUUUCAGGGAGAGAUUGAAUUCGGUAACUACAGCUGCUACGGCUGAGAAACUCUCCAAGUCGUGCGAGAGCCAAUUGACUAUCGGGGCGAGGUACGACGGUGCCAGUGCAGGCGCAGAUACAAGCGCAGGCAAAGAUACAAAGACAGAGGCAAAAACUACCCUCACCACCCUCGAAGAGACAGUCCAGCGCAGCCUCCCACUCCUGCACGAGCUGCACGCCCUCCUCCAAAACACCACCACAGAUGCCACCUGGGCUGACGAAGCCACAAGAAUCACCACCCUAGCCACACCCCCCAAAGUCUACAUCGCAGUCACUGGAAACACGGGCACCGGCAAAUCGUCCCUGAUCAACGCAAUCACAGACGAAGAGCGCAUUCUGACAACGAACUGCAUGCGCGCCGCCACAGCCGUGGCAAUCGAGAUCGCGUACAACGCGGACAACGCCGUGCGGUACCGCGCGGAGAUCGAGUUCGUGAGCGCUGCUGAGUGGGAGAGGGAGCUUGUCGCGCUGAAGCAGGCUUUGCGGGCGGAGGAGGAUGCUGUCGCUGUGGGGCAGGUUGCGAGUGACUCGGAGGCGGCGGUUGCGCUGGAUAAGAUUCGUGCUGUGUAUCCGCGUUUGAGGACUGCGGGGGAUGUGCUUGGUGUGGAGGUGGGGGAGUUGAUGGCUUCGUCGUCGUUGCGGGAGAGGUUGGGAGGGAGGGUUGUGCUGGAGGGGGAUGAUGUGAAGUUGUUUUCGAAGAAGCUGAGGGCUUAUAUUGAUAGUCGGGCGAAGGGAAAGAAGAAGACGGCGGGGAAGGGGGAGACGGAUGAGGGCGGUAUCUGGCCGCUGAUUCGGGUUGUCCGCGUGUUUCUCAAGUCCGCUGUGCUGGCGACCGGUGCCGUGCUGGUUGAUUUGCCGGGUGUUUAUGACUCGAAUGCGGGGCGCACGGCCGUGUCGCUGGAGUACAAGAAGCGAUGUGCUGCGCACUGGGUCGUGGCGCCGAUUAAUCGGGCGGUCGACGAUAAGGUGGCGCAUGAGUUGCUGGACGAUAGCUCCCGGAUGCAGAUGCAUAUGGACAACGCGUUCAACGACAUCACUUUUAUCUGCACCAAGACUGAUGACAUUUCCAUCCGCGAGGUGGAGGAGUCGCUGGGGCUGGAGGAGUCGGCUACCGAGUCAGGUCAGGACCGGUCGACCCGGCGCCAGGAGCUCCAGGCGCGACUGACAGACUUGUGCAUGAAACGGGACAGCAUACGGGAUGCACUGGAGACCGUGGACGACAACGUGGAGAAGCUCGAGGCGCAGCUGGCGGAGGCCCCGGCCGACCUGUCGGAAACGUCGCCCAACAAGAGAAAGCAUAGCGACAUCACUUUACCCGGUUCUGCGACUCCCGAGGGCGAUGUGUUCCCAACCGCGGGAGCUUCCCCCGUCUCUAGGCAAACGCCGAAGCAAUCAAGCACAGAACAGCUAAGUGCGCAUUAUGCGUCUGUCAAAAGCAAGCAGAAGAAUUUGAACGCCCGGCGGAAGCGGCUCCGACAGGAGGUGACAACGGCCGAGGAGGAGCUGCACGCCCUGGACAUGCAGGACAAGGCACGCAAGGAGCAGGCAAAACGGCAGUGCAUAGAGGCGCGCAACGCAUACUCCAAGCAGGAGCUCAAGCGUGGGUUUGUCCAGAUCCUGCGAGAGACGGACCAGGAGCUGUACGAGUCACCGUCUCGACCAGCGCGGGAUUACCGUGCGGCGGAGGAACAGUUGCCGGUGUUCUGCGUGUCGACCCGCGCGUACCAGUGGAUGCAGGGCCGCAUGCCUAAAGAGUCGGUGGUCGAGGGAUUCACGACGCUCAAGCAGACUGAAAUUCCCCAGUUGCAGCAGCAUUGUAUCUCGUUGACGGAGCGGGCGCGCGAGGCGGCGGCGCGGCGGUUCCUUGUGGAACUUAACCGUCUGCUGCAGUCGUUGUCGGUGUGGACGACGCCUAACCCGUUGGCAGCGGAGUUGUCGGAGGAGCAGCGUCGUGCUAUUGAGGUGGACUUUACACUGGCUGCUAAAGAUUUGGAAGAAGCAUGGCAGAAACACCGAGCCCAUUUCGGACAGAAUCUCAAACAAGCCAUCGAUGUAGUGAUCGCAGCCAGAAUUCCGGACGUCAUUGCCCGAGGCCAGGAGAAGUUCCCCGGGGCGGUUCGUCGGUGGAACACGACCAUGAGAUAUAACACAUACCAAGCUGUUUGCCGCGGAGACGGGGUGUUUUGCCGACACAACCUCAACCAGGAAUUGGCGAAUCUGGCGUUGAGAAGGCUGGUCGCUGCGUGGCGGGCUGUGUUUGACGAAGUGGUGCCGCAGCUUACGCUGGACCUGCAGCACGAGCUGGACCGGUCUCUCCGCCGAUUCCACACAGCCGCACUGGCCUCCGUUGACAGCAUUCCGGCAUCGGUCGACCAGCGACUGGGUAGGAUCAAGGGAGCUACGGCCGAGAGUAUCGCACAGCACCUCCAGAUGACGAAGGAGGGGAUCCGCAACGAAUCCAAGGACCCGCACCGAGGGUUUGCGGAGAGCAUUGCGGAGGGACUGAGAGGGACUUACCAGGCGUGUGCGGACCAGUAUGGCCGGGGGACCCUGCGGCGGAUCCAGAGGAUCAUGUCCGACACGGCGCGAACCCGCAGCCAAGCAGUGUUCCAGCACAGCACGCUACGUCUGAUUUCGGAUCUGGCGACGCUACAGCGCAACAGCGACUCGCAGCUGCAAAGCAUCGAAACCACGUUCACCGGGGUGGUGCGCGACUACCACGCGGCGCUGGUGGCACCACAGAUCCAGCAGGCGACGGCGUCCCAGACGCAAAUCAAGACGGCGGUUCAGUCCCUGGUGGAGAAGAUGGAGACGACGUUACAGCUGGAGGAGAUCUUGACGCCGACUUCUUCCCCGACUGUGAAGAAGGAAGAAGAUGUGGAGGCGACGGACGAUGGUCAUUGAUUGGGGGGGUGUUGAUCUGGCUGUGCAGCACCAAGACCAUUGGUUGGGUGGAAGUGGAUUGUAGGGGCCAAUGACAGGUAACAACUUGGUCUGUUCAUGAUUUUCCUUUUUCUGUUUCGGUUUCUCUGCCUUUCUAUUUGGCUGUGUUUUUC
Aspergillus candidus is the source of this 3425-nucleotide messenger RNA. RefSeq lists its product as uncharacterized. NCBI's taxonomy places the organism in Eukaryota, Fungi, Ascomycota, Eurotiomycetes, Eurotiales, Aspergillaceae. The transcript is spliced from 6 exons. Bases 1 to 3273 code for a protein of 1090 amino acids. The record is from RefSeq and is a predicted model, not a curated record.